AUGAUGACGAUGGCAGUGAUGGACUGGUUACAAAUGAGACUGGACGUAAUUGACCUGAUUGUUUUAAUUGUCCUACUGCUAACAACGGUCUAUUAUUCGUGGAAGUUAUGGAUCGAAAAAACCACUAAUAAGUUCACAUCAUCUGUUCUGCCAUCAUACACUUCUUUUGGAAGUUCGUUUGAUCGACAAACUUCAUUUGUUGCACGUAUGAAAUCGGAAGAGCGAAAGGUCAUAAUAAUUUACGGCUCACAAACCGGAACAGCUGAAGAAUUGGCAGGCCGUCUUUCUAAAGAUGUUCAAAAUUACGGUCAGAAGGCUCUUUUACUCGACCCGGAGGAAAUGGAUGUUGAGGAUUUUGGAAAAAUCAAAGAAAUUCCCGGUGUUCUGCUAAUAUUAUGUAUGGCAACUUAUGGUGAAGGCGAUCCGACAGACAACGCACAGGAAUUUUAUCAGCAUAUUUUGAACACAAAUCUUGAUUUAACAGGCGUUAAUUUUGCUGUUUUUGGCUUAGGCAAUAAAACGUAUGGACAUUUCAAUGAAAUGGCGAAAUAUUUCAACCGACGAAUGGAAGAAUUUGGUGCCACGCGUAUUUACGGCCUUGGCUUAGGUGAUGAUGAUGGAAAUCUGGAGGAGGAUUUUAUGAGGUGGAGAGAAGGCUUUUGGUCAGCUGUAAUAAAUAUUUUUGGCUGGGAAAUUGCAGAAACAGGUUUAGUACGGCAAUAUCGCUUUGAAAUUGUGAAGGAUUUCUCGGUCAAAUUAUUUACUGGAGAAUACGGUCGCCUAGGAUCAUUUGAAAAACAAAGACCACCUUUCAAUCAGAAGAACCCUUUUAUUGCUACUGUUAGCGUUAAUCAUGAGUUACACGGUAUAAGCAGUGAUAGAAGUUGUCGUCACAUCGAAUUUAUUAUCAAUGAAGCAAGGAUGAGAUAUGAGGUGGGUGAUCACUUAGGCGUUUUCCCAACAAAUGAUCCGGUUUUGGUGGAGGAAUUAGGACGAUUGCUUGAUGUUGAUAUGGAUCUACGUUUCAGUCUGGUUAAUCUUGAUGAGGAAAAUCUGAAAAAAAAUCCGUUUCCAUGUCCGUGUACAAUAAGAACUGCAUUCACUCAUUACGUCGAUAUAUGUGCACCAGUUAAAUCCAAUGUCUUGAAAGCUUUGGCUUCUUUCACAAAUGCUGAAAAUGAAAAGGAACGUCUUUUAUUGUUGAGCACGGCGAAUGAACAGGGUUUGAAAGAAUAUGGAAAUUAUAUUCAGAAGGAAAGGCGUUCUAUCAUUGAUAUUCUUCGUGCAUUCUCGACAUGUAAACCUCCAGUUGAUUAUGUUCUAGAAUUGUUGCCUCGUCUUCAGCCACGUUAUUACAGCAUAGCGUCAUCAUCCAAAUAUAGUCGUGACUCGCUGGCUAUAACAGUUAUUGUAACAAGAUAUAUGAUUGGCAGUCGUUUAAUCAAAGGAGGUGAAGGAUCCAAAGUACCGAUAUUUGUUAGAAAAUCAACAAUGCGACUGCCACAUCGAUUAAAAACACCGGUAAUCAUGAUAGGUCCUGGGACAGGUUUUGCUCCAUUUCGAGGUUUUCUUCAAGAGCGCAGCUGGCAAAAGGAACAAGGCCAAGACAUUGGACCGAUGACAUUAUAUUACGGUUGUCGACAUCCAGAGCAUGAUUACAUUUAUGAAAAUGAACUGAAGAAGUUCAUUCAAGAUGGUGUACUCUCUGAAUUACAUACUGCCUUUUCUAGAGUCACUGCAAAAAAAGUUUAUGUGCAAGAUCAAAUUUGGAAAAAUCGUGAAGCGGUAUGGAAAGCUGUUGAAGAUGGUGCAAAUAUUUGUGUGUGUGGCGAUGCACGCAAUAUGGCACGUGACGUGCAAAAUACAUUUAUGCGAAUAUUCAUAGAGAUUGGCGGGAAAACUGAAACCGAAGCGCAAAAAUUUCUGAAAGAUUUGGAGCGGAAACGAUGUUACCAAACAGAUGUCUGGUCUUAA
Molecule: messenger RNA, 1974 nt
Organism: Acanthocheilonema viteae
Lineage: Eukaryota; Metazoa; Nematoda; Chromadorea; Rhabditida; Onchocercidae
Source: the annotation of a GenBank genome assembly